This is a messenger RNA of Brachypodium distachyon (stiff brome), 3486 nucleotides long. Its product is annotated as disease resistance protein RPM1-like. Gene Ontology annotation, biological process: defense response to other organism. Bases 1063 to 2940 code for a protein of 625 amino acids. The transcript has a single exon. The record is from RefSeq and is a predicted model, not a curated record. Gene Ontology annotation, molecular function: ADP binding. Lineage: Eukaryota; Viridiplantae; Streptophyta; Magnoliopsida; Poales; Poaceae.
GCUUGUUAUCACACGGGCUUAUCAUCAUUUCUGACACCUUACUGCACGUACUAGGAAGUUUUCACGCAAGUGGAACAAGCUACAAACAUGGUAAACCCUGGUAGUUAUAAAUUACAUUUUGCAACUUCUCUUCCAUAUUUUAGCUAAAAUGCUUAGCACAAGAAAAUAUCUAUAACCAUUUCAUGUGUUUUUAAUUCAAAGUACAAUGUAGAAGGACACAGGCAGACAUAUGAGUGUGUCCCCCUCCCUGAACUAACAGAGGCUAGGGAUAAAUCUGCUAUCUCGUCCAUUGGGGCACCCUAUCACCUCCAUAACCGCAGAAAGAGUGUAAAAAUGUUAGUUCGGUUCUCUGCAGUAAUAAUCUAUUGACAUGAAAAUUAAAAGAAUGUUGAUGUUUAUUACAGAAAAUUGCUUCACCAGUUUUCUUUUCUUUCCAAAUUGCACAAAUUUGUCUCUCAUAUAACAAAUAAAAGUAAUGUUUCUAAAUGAAAAUGAUGAAAGAGUGAAAGGUAAAUAAUGUCAUUUUUCUAGCUGAUCAGCUUUCUGUGCUGAAGGCGCUGCGAACUCAGUCCAACCGUUAGCAGGCGCUAUACCAGAUGUUGCCUUUGACAGAUGCGUGCUUUGAUCUAUACCCCUCUUUAAUUAUUUAUAUAAAAAUUGAAGUUCUGGAGAUGCUGUGACUCGGUGCAGGCGUUACGCCGCAUGCCGCACAUUGAAACAUAGAAAAAAAGAAAGCUAGAACAUCACACAGGAAAUCGAACUGGAGGUAGACACACCUAUCCCCCAGACGCUCCCAACUCACAAACCUAAGAAAUAUAAUUGUUGGAAUUUUACGUUUGUUUAGUUUUUUAGUUACAUAUGUAUAUCAUAACUGACUGAUGCUAUUUACUUACAUGUAUUCGGUAUCUUGUCAUCAUUGAUGAUAUAUGGUCUGUAUUGGCAUGGAAUGCUAUCAAGUGUGCUUUUCCAGAAAAUAAUUGUUCCAGCAGAAUUAUAGCCACCACACGCAUUUUGGAAGUAGCAAGUUCUUGUUGUCCAGGUCGUGAUGAUCAGAUCUAUGAAAUGAAACCUCUAAGUAAUCUUCACUCUGAAAAACUCUUUUUCAAAAGAAUUUUUGGCUCACUGGAUUCCUGCCCUGAUAUGCUGAAUGAAGUUUCAUAUGCAAUUCUGAAAAAGUGUGGAGGCUUACCAUUGGCAAUUAUCAGUAUAUCUGGAUUGCUGGCAAACAAACCAUGUGUCAAAGAAGAGUGGGAGAAGGUGAAAAGGUCAAUCGGUGCUGACUUGAACAAAAGACAGAGUCUAGAGGGAAUGAAAAAUAUAUUAUCACUGAGCUACAAUGAUCUUCCACCAAAUCUCAAGACGUGCAUGCUGUAUUUAAGUAAUUUUCCCAAGGAUUACGUGAUUGAGAGAGAAAGGUUAGUUAGGCGAUGGAUAGCAGAAGGAUUUAUAUCUGAAGAACGCGGUCAGAGUCAUCAAGAUGUUGCAGAGAAUUAUUUUUAUGAGCUUAUUAACAAAAGCAUGGUCCAACCAAUAGACAUUGGUUACGAUGGUAAGGUCCAAGCUUGUCGGGUACACGACAUGAUGCUUGAACUUAUCAUUUCAAAGUCUAUUGAAGAGAAUUUCAUCACAGUGGUAAGCGGCAACCAGACUGUUUGGGAAAAUUCCCAAUGUUUUAUUCGACGACUAUCUAUCCAGCACAUUGACCAGCAUCUUGCAUCCGAAUUGGCCAAGAAAGAUCUAAGCCAUGUUCGAUCACUUACAGUAACAUCAUCAAGUUGCAUCAAACAUUUGCCCAGUCUUGUUGAGUUUGAAACUUUACGUGUACUGGAUUUUGAAGGUUGCAAGGGACUGAAGAAGUAUGAUAUGAGCAGUAUCGACAAACUAUUCCAGCUGCAGUACUUGAGCUUUAGGGGCACGGAGAUAUCUGAGGUACCAUCAGGAAUUGUGAUGCUACAUGAUCUUGAGACACUAGAUCUUCGGGAUACUUUCAUUGAAGAGUUGCCUGGUGGAAUUGUGCAGCUCAUUAAACUACAGCAUCUACUCAUGAAAAAUAUGUAUGGAACAGAUGAAACAAGGAUACCAAUUGGGAUUGGGAAUAUGACAAACUUGCUAGGGAUCUCAGGCUUCAAUAUUACCUCGAGUUCAGUACAUGCAGUGGAGGAGCUAGGGAAACUGAUCAAUUUGAUCGUACUCCAUGUACGGUACAUAGCGGACAGUGAAGAAUCUCACAAGUACAGGAGACAUGGAGAUAUGUUACUUUCCUCCCUAUGCAAGCUUGGCAGCUUCAAACUUCAGUCCUUGUGUAUAGAUGGUGGUAAUUCGUGUCCAUUCGAGUUAUUAGAUUCUUGGUCACCUCUGCCGUCUUACCUCCAAAGUUAUAAGAUGUCUACACCCUACUCCCUAUCCAAACUUCCAAAGUGGAUCGCACCACUCGCCAGCCUUGCAUACCUAGACAUUAAUUUGAGUGUAUUAACAGAGCAGGAUCUUCGUAUUCUUGGAGUGCUGCCUGCUUUACUUUCUUUGGAACUUCAUGUUGACAAUGUCCAAAAAGAAAUGCUUCCUGUGAAGGGUGUAGGGUUCCGAUGUCUGAAGGAGUUUGUUUAUGCACUUUAUGAGGGAACCACGGCAAACCUUCUGUUUGAGGAAGGGGCGUUGCCAAAGCUCGAGAAGCUUGAGCUUCCGUUUUUUGUAUCAACGGCAAGAGCCUAUUGCUUGUACUUAGGUAUUGAGCAUCUCCCAUGUUUGAAAGAUUUAGAUAUUGUCAUUUACAACAAAGGUGCCACAUCCUCUGAAUGCGAGGCUGCAGCAGUUGCCAUAAGGAAGGAAGCAAGUCAGCAUCCUAACCAUCCAAGGUUAAUUCUCAGUCAAAUAUACAAAGGGAGUGACACUGAUGAUGAUGAGGUCAGCAGGGGGCAGAGUGACGCUAUCGAAGCAAGUUGAAGUAUUGUGAGGGCAUUCCAUUUCAUUUCCGAUGCAGGAUGUAUUAUUGCUGUUAUCAUAUAUUAUUACGAGUUUUAGUAGUUUAUUCUUUCUCCUUUAGUGCAUGGAUUUUCUCCAUAUCUUCAAGAAGCUUCCUUAAAUAUGUAUUUUCUGCUACAUGUUUACUCUCAUUAGGGAUGUUGUUCUCAUUAAAGACAAGUGCGGAUGUCUUCAUUGUACUGGUAUGCCCAAGCCUGAAGCCACUGAACAUUCUGGUUGCCUUAAGAAGAUGGGAACACGUAUGUGGAAGCUCAAAUAAAUUGACCCAGAACUCCAGAAGGAGUUGCCUUAGUUGUUUUUUCUCUGUGUGCACGUGUCAUGUGUGCAUCAGAUUGUUUUCCAUUUGUUUGUUACUCCUCCAAUCCAUAGUAAAUGCAUCAGAUUUAGUACAGCUUUGCAGUAACUUUGUAUUAAAUCUGAGAAGUUAUUAUGAAUAGGAGGGAGUACUGUGGUUAAGAUUGACAUUGUGAGUGCAGCUUAAAUGGACAGGCAUAUGUUGGUUGGCUA